UGACUAUGUUUGCUCAGACAGUCACGGAGGUGGAGCUUGCUUGUCACGAGUUUCAAGUAAAGGGAAAGAGAACUGCCGUGUACAGACGUGCUUGCUUCUCGCUGUACGCAGCGGUUUACCAUGACCAUACUGAUUGACCGAAAUGGCACCCGAACCGCCGGAGUCCAACACGAAACUGUCAACGGCCUCUUUUCUCCAGUGACCUGAAAGCAGAAAGACGACCACAUUUCUAUUUCCAUCACAAAGUGAAACCUCUGGUUGUCGCCUAGCAACAAAAUGCUUGACUCAGACAGUCAGUACACCAAACUGCGAUGGUCAUUAACCAUUGCUGGACUUGCCUUGUAUGCGUUGGACAUUUGGACAGACAUUGCACUGGCUCUGAAAUAUUUUCAAGAGAAACAAUAUGCCUGGACUGGAUUGACUUUAGUGUUUGUUCUGGCCGGACUGCUGACGACCCAGCUCUUCAGCUAUGCCUGGUACAGGGACGACGCGAGAGACGUCCUGAGGAACUCCGAGGGGAGAACAACCAUAGCAGGGAUCUCAAAUUGUGGACAUGCCGCCCUGCACCUUUUCGGCUUGGGAGUCUUCACCAGGUAUUAUCACCUGCUGAAAAAGGGGUUUAAAGUGAUUUGGACCACAACAAGAAGUUCCUGCACGGUGGAGGAGCAGAGGGACGAGCACCACUAUCUGUUUUGCCUGGCUGCAGAUCUGAGCAUGCUCAAACUGUUUGAGGCCUUCCUGGAGAGCGCCCCCCAACUCCUUCUACAACUAUACAUCGUGCUGGGCCACGAGUGCUCUAUUGUGCAGUAUUUAUCUAUGGCCUCAUCCUUCUUUAAUAUCGCCUGGGCCCUGGUGGACUAUCGCCGCUGCUUGCGCAGAUCCCUCCCCCUUGUCAGGGAGAUGCCCUCCGGCCUUCCCACAGCAGUCUACCUCCUGUACAAACUCUGUACCAUCACCAGCCGCAUCCUCAGCUACAGCCUCCUCUUCAUGCUGAGCGCCUACAGCACCGUGGCCCUCACCCUCCUCUGGCUGCUGGGGACAACCUUUGCACACUCGCUUCGCACCGACUUCUGCUCAUCCUACGGCCUGGAGCUUCUCUACCGGGCCGUCAUUGGAGCCAUCCUCAUGUUCACCUUUUUCAAUGUCAAAGGGCAGGACGCGAAGGUAGCCAUGACCGUCUAUUACGCUUUCCACUCUCUUGUCAACAUCAUGGCUCCGCUGUUGCUGGCUCUGUUGAAGCCAGAGUUGCAGACUGCCAUGUUUCUGCUGCCGGUCAGCGGUUUGAUCUUCGGAGGGUCAGUGCUGGGGCUGACGUGCCUCGUACUGUACUACCUCCUCCUGCAUCCCGCGGGGAAGUGGCGAGGGUCCGAUGAGGUGGACGGGCUGGGACAGGAAACAGAGAGCAUGGGGAGACUAAGGAACUUUUUACAACCUUAAAGAGAAGGUACUUUCAUUGUAACGCUUUACAGAGGGACAGAUAUGCACCUGCUGUUAAUCUGAAACUAUCCUAUAAAUCUGUACAGAGCGCAAGCAGAGAGUCAUCGUCAUGCUGUGCUCAUUAUUCAUUAUGUAUUCAUAUUGCUGAAACUCAUCAUCCCCUAUUCUGGGAUUUAAAUUUGCUUUCUUAUCACUGAUAAAUAGCUAGCUAAAUAUGAAUGUGCAAUAUAGUUAGUUGUUCCAAUUGAUAUAAGAGUUUUAUUUAUUGUUGCUUGCAUAAAAAUGAAUAUGUCAAUGACAUAUACAUAGAUAUAUUUUUUUAUAAUGUCUAAUAUCUCUUAAUCCUAAUGGACAGCUAUCUUAGUCUCUCUUUGCUGCAGAUAUAUGUCACUGUGGCACAAACAUUCAAUUGAUCUUACAUUGAAAGCAACUAUUUGAAAAAAAAGAUACAAAUAGUUUUUCAUUUUAGAUGUACACAGAUUUGUAUCUUUGCCAUCUCUCUUGUCAGUUUGUCAUAUCAUAUUUUUGAUCCUCCCUUCGACAACUCAGUGACUUGCGCUUGUGGUCCGGUCAUUUCAACCUGCACGCCUCAGCCGAAAACUAUUUAGUGGGUACGGACGAAAUAGCUCCUCUCAGCCUGUUGCACAAUGUUCAACACAUGGUGGCGUCAUAGUCUAGGUUGACUUCUCAUAGGCAGCAGCGAGCUCCUCGCUCCUCGCUCCUCCGCUGCUCUCGGCCCACAUCGACAAAAAGGUGAAGAGGAUCCUUCUUGCCAGAAAACAUGCAACAAUAUUUCAGGACCACGCCGGGACUUUCUCCCCUCAUGUGUUCUCCCCUAAUAUUUCUGUUGGAAUUUAAUCUCAUUAUAAUUAAUCACUUUUUAUUUGUUAUUUUUAAAACUAUCUUAAACUGUAACUGUAUAAUUGAUGUGAGUCCUUAAAUUAUAUCCUUCAGUCAAUUGUUUGAA
This is a messenger RNA of Scophthalmus maximus (turbot), 2404 nucleotides long. It is a transcript of the gene xkr9, whose product is annotated as XK, Kell blood group complex subunit-related family, member 9. The coding region runs from base 277 to 1437 and encodes 386 amino acids. The transcript has 4 exons. NCBI's taxonomy places the organism in Eukaryota, Metazoa, Chordata, Actinopteri, Pleuronectiformes, Scophthalmidae. Gene Ontology annotation, cellular component: plasma membrane. Gene Ontology annotation, biological process: phosphatidylserine exposure on apoptotic cell surface; apoptotic process involved in development; engulfment of apoptotic cell. The record is from RefSeq and is a predicted model, not a curated record.